Messenger RNA from Macadamia integrifolia, 835 nucleotides. RefSeq names its product protein FATTY ACID EXPORT 5-like. The transcript is spliced from 3 exons. The record is from RefSeq and is a predicted model, not a curated record. Gene Ontology annotation, cellular component: membrane. Bases 224 to 583 code for a protein of 119 amino acids. Lineage: Eukaryota; Viridiplantae; Streptophyta; Magnoliopsida; Proteales; Proteaceae.
GGGGCAAUGGAUUUGAAAAGUCGAGCUGCGCUGCUUGUAGAUUAGAGAAGUUGGAGCGUUGCUUCAUUGGGUGUUGACCAACUGAAAACUCCACCACUACCACCAGUGAGAAAGCACCGAUUCUCAGACUGGGAGGUCUUGAAGCCCUAGAUUUGCCAUUGAUCUCUGAAAAACUACUUUGAUUGCUCGGAGAAUUUUGUUUCGAGGUACCCAGUUGAUCAAAAUGCACGAUUUUUGCUUUACGAUUCCAUAUGGAUUGCUCAUGGUUGUUGGUGGGCUUGUUGGAUAUUUUAAGAGGGGGAGCACAGCUUCGUUGGCUGGAGGAUUGGGUACAGGAUUUCUACUGCUGCUUGCGGGUUUUGUGAGUCUGAAAGCAUUUGAAAAGCGAAGGAAUUCUUAUUUCGCUCUGAUUCUCGAGACUGGUUGUGCAUUAAUACUUACAUUUGUCAUGGGACAGCGGUACAUCCAAACCUCCAAGAUAAUGCCUGCUGGAAUUGUUGCUGCAAUCAGUGCUCUUAUGACUGGAUUUUAUGUGUACAAGAUCGCAAGUGGUGGUAACCAUUUUCCAUCCAAAUAUGCAUGACUUUGGAGUUGAGCUUGUGAUAUGAAUUUUUUACGUUGUUAUAUUCAAGAGGUCAUGUGUGUAUGUUGUUCUCACUUUUAUAGAAGAUUUAGUUUUCCGGAGGAGUUUGCUAACCUCACAUAAUAUGUGGGAGAUACUCACAUUUCCAAUACAAACGUGUUAUACAUGAGUUUUGGCAUUUAUACACAAAGGGAUGGAGAAGUAAUUUUCUCAACUGUAGAAAAGUAUGACAAAAGAAAUAUUUUUACUUCA